Molecule: messenger RNA, 1780 nt
Organism: Adelges cooleyi (spruce gall adelgid)
Lineage: Eukaryota; Metazoa; Arthropoda; Insecta; Hemiptera; Adelgidae
Product: SH3 domain-containing protein 19
Exons: 8
Coding region: 260-1324 (354 amino acids)
Biological process (GO): endocytosis; actin cortical patch localization; plasma membrane tubulation
Cellular component (GO): actin cortical patch
Molecular function (GO): protein binding; lipid binding
Source: RefSeq, a predicted model, not a curated record
GGCCAAAUCCUGAUUGUUACAAUUCAGCUCAUUUGAUACUUGUUAGUUGUUAGUUAAAUACGUAGUAGUUUUAGUUUUAGUGGAUUUCCUCGAGUCUAAAUUGUUGACUGCCCAUCCGGAAAUUGAACGCAAGUAAUGUUUAAAAAUAAGUAUUCUAUUCAAAGGUCGUGACGUUUACCUUAACUGUCGGUUUUAUCAAAUUAUAAAAUGUCGUUUUGAGUUUUAAAAAUGACAGUAUUGUAAUAAGAUUGGUUUCGAUAUGGCUCACUGGACAGCUUCCACUACCGAAAAUUCUCCAAAAAUUCCCAACAGACCAGCGCCACCGCCUCCAAAAAUUAAUAAAUCUUUGUCACAAACAAGAUUAGCUAAAGUAUUGUCAUUGAAACAGUCAAAAUUGUUGAAUGGGUUUCAACAGCCCGUAAAGAAAAAACCUCCUCCUAGACCCCCACCUCCAAAAUGUAUCCAACCAUUGAAAAAUCAGAGUAAAAGUGGUUUAACAUCAUUAAUUGGAUUUAAAACAAAACAUAAUGUACCUACACCUCCUUGGGUAGGAAAACAAAAUGAAAUAGCAACGUCCUCUAGUGUUUCUCAGGUGGGCUGCUUAAUAGACCUGAGUUCACCUCCGACCUCUCCGACAUUGACGCACAAAUCUAGUAGCGAUGGAAACAGUGUAGAUAGUUUCAGCAGUGACUUUGGGCCUUGGAAGGAAUCUCAAGCAGAGAGUAGUGGUUUUGAAGAUGAUUUUGAUUUAUUAUCUACAAAUGGAGAUAUGGAUUAUUUCAAAAAACCAUUUUUAUUUUCUCAAAGUACUGAACUAUCACCACCACCUCCAUCUUUGCCGCCACCUAUGUUACCGCCAGAUGCAUUAAAUGUUUUAUUAAAUGGCCCUAAAUUGCCUCCUCGGCCUAUUAAAUACUCGAACUUAUCAUCAGAAUCACAGUCAAAGUGUGUUGCACAAUUUGAUUAUGUAUCCAACCAUACAGAUGAUUUAGCUUUUAAACAAGGGGAUGAAAUAUUGUUAACACGUAAAAUUAACGACGAUUGGUUAGAAGGUGAACUAGAUGGACGUAGUGGUAUGUUCCCCUCAAGCUAUGUAAAAAUAACAAAAGCUUUACUUGAAGAAAAUGGUAUAAAUAAAAAAUGCUAUAAAGUAGUAGCCGUAUUUACAUUCAAACCUGAAUGCUGGGAGGACUUAAGCAUACAAGAAGGUGAUGAAAUUCAAGUUCUGAAAAGAAUUAAUAAUGAUUGGUUGUAUGGAGAGUGUAAUGGAUUGAAAGGCCAAUUUCCGUCCAAUUUUGUUACAGAACUUCCUGACGAUUUGUGAUAUAAAAAUAAAUGCACUCAAUAUUACCAAAAUUAUUAUUUAAGAAGCAUUAAGAAUAAUUAAUAUGUGAUAAUUGUUUUGAUUUAAAAAAAAAAAUUAUGUCAAAAAUAUUUUUCGUGUGUACCGAACAAAUUUGAACAAUCUUUAAUGCUCAAUGUGCGAACGAAACAGGGUAAACCAAACCUAAACAAAUUAGAAAAAAUAUAUUAGUUUUUAUUGAAACCUGAAAUGCUUUUGCAUAUAUUACUUGGGUUAAAAUUGUAUUACUGUAUGAUUUUUAUCAAUUUAUCUUAAAGCCAUUAUUUAUAUUAUUUAGAUAAUCUAUUAUUAUUAUUUUUUAAACAUUAUAAUCUAGUUACUAUGUGCAUUAAAUUGCAUAAUGUAUGUAUACCUUUUAUAUUCUCUCAAAUGAAUUGUAACAUUGCAUAUCUAAUUAAAUACACUUUUUUUGAAUAA